Molecule: messenger RNA, 476 nt
Organism: Neoarius graeffei (lesser salmon catfish)
Lineage: Eukaryota; Metazoa; Chordata; Actinopteri; Siluriformes; Ariidae
Gene: cplx3b
Product: complexin 3b
Exons: 3
Coding region: 1-471 (156 amino acids)
Biological process (GO): neurotransmitter transport; synaptic vesicle exocytosis; regulation of neurotransmitter secretion
Cellular component (GO): SNARE complex; terminal bouton
Molecular function (GO): syntaxin binding
Source: RefSeq, a predicted model, not a curated record
AUGGCUUUCAUGGUGAAGCACAUGAUCGGCGGGCAGCUGAAGGACCUGACGGGCGGAUUAACGGAGGAGAAGUCGGAUGGAGAGAAAGGCGAAGCGGCCGCUCAAGGCAUGACAGAAGAGGAGUAUGAGCAAUACCAACAGCAGCUGGAGGAGGAGAAGCAAGAACGAGAUGCCAGUUUUGCCCAAAAGAAGGCGGAAAGAGCCACCGUGAGAACUCACUUCAGGGAAAAAUACAAACUCCCAAAGAACGAGGUGGACGAGACCCAGAUCCAGGCUGCGACUCAGGACGUGGAGCUACCAACAGAGCUGGCAAAGAUGAUCGCAGAGGACAACCAGGAGGAAAAGGACAAGCUCUCGGUGCUCGGGCAGCUGUCUAACAUCCAGAACGUGGACAUCGACCACCUGAAGGACAAAGCACAGGCCACGCUGGAGGAGCUGAAAAACUCCGCAGAGAAGUGCUCGCUCAUGUGAACUUC